CCAUUUGUGACGUCAGCGCGGCAGAGAGGAAUACUGGGAGAGCCGGAAGCACCGCAGAGGAAGAGCAGAUCCCUGUAACCACCCUACCUGCGCAUCAACGGACCACCGGGGAUUUCCUACACUGAGUCCGACUGGUCGGGGAUACCUGUCACGCGCGUGUUGCUCUGACCAUGUGGAAGGCGGCAGCAGGACAGUCGGUCAACGUGGCGGUGAAGGAGGACGGGGACGACUGGGAGACGGACCCCGACUUCGAGAAUGACGUGUCGGAGAGGGAGCAGCGCUGGGGGGCCAAGACGGUGGAGGGCUCGGGGCACCAGGAGCACAUAGACAUCCACCGGCUGCGUGAGACGGUGUCCACGGAGCACACCAGCCAGAAGCAGAAGGAGCAGGACGCCAUGCCCAAGGCCUCGCACGGCUACGGAGGCAAGUUUGGAGUGCAGCAGGACCGCAUGGACAAGUCGGCCGUGGGUCACGACUACCAGAGCAAGCUGUCCAAGCACUGCUCCCAGACGGACACGUCCAAGGGCUUCGGGGGCAAGUUCGGGGUGCAGGCGGACCGCGUGGACCAGUCGGCUGUCGGGUUCGAGUACGCCGGGAAGACGGAGAAACACGCUUCACAGAGAGACUACACCACAGGGUUUGGGGGGCGAUACGGCGUGCAGGCGGACCGCGUGGACCAGAGCGCGAUGGGCUUCGAUUACCAGGGAAAAACCGAGAAGCACGACUCCCAGAAAGAUUACACAAAGGGCUUCGGGGGGAAGUUUGGUGUUGAGACGGACAAAGUGGACAAGAGCGCCGUGGGCUUCGAGUACCAGGGGAAGACGGAGAGACACGAGUCCCAGAAAGACUACGUGAAGGGCUUCGGGGGGAAGUUCGGGCUGCAGACGGACCGGCAGGACAAGUCGGCGCUGGGAUGGGACCACCAGGAGAAGCUCCAGCUGCACGAGUCCCAGAAAGACUAUAAGCGGGGCUUUGGAGGACAGUUUGGGGUAGAGAAGGAGAAGCAGGACCAGUGUGCUCUGGGCUACGAGCACAAGGAGCGCCCGGCUCAGCACGAGUCCCAGAAAGAUUACUCCAAGGGCUUUGGUGGGAAGUUUGGGGUUCAGAAUGACCGCAUGGAUAAGAGUGCUGGUACCUUCGAGGACGUGGAGAAGGUGUCCUCGUCUUACCAGAAGACCAAACCCACGGAGGCCGCGGCCAACAGCACGGGGAGCAUCAAGGCCCGCUUCGAGAACAUCGCCAAGCAGAAGGAGGAGGAGGACAGGAAGCAGGCCGAGGAGGAGCGAGGCCGCCGGCAGGCCAAGGAGAAGCAGGAGCAGGAGGAGGCCCGUCGGAAGAUCCAAGAGGCCGCCAAGGCCCCCUCCCCCGAGCCCUCGCCGACCCCCUCCCCCGUCGCCAGUCCCAGUCCCAGUCCGACCCCACCAGUCCAGCCGGCGGCCGCCCUGGUCCCCCAUACGCAGGUGUUGUCCCGGGAUGAGGUGGAGGAGCAGCUGUACGAGAUGGAGCCUCAGAUUGAGGAGGACCUCUACCAGAACCCCCAGGAGACGGCCCCAGCAGACGGUCAGUACGGCGGCGAAGACCUCGGCGUGACAGCGGUGGCGCUGUACGACUACCAAGCAGCCGGCGAGGACGAGAUCUCCUUCGACCCCGAUGACAUCAUCACCAACAUCGAGAUGAUUGACGAGGGCUGGUGGCGGGGCGUCUGCCGCGGCGCCUACGGCCUUUUCCCCGCCAACUACGUGGAGGUUCGGCAAUGAGGACGCCGUUGCCGUGACGACCCGCGUCCGUGUCCUUUUUCUCUCUUCACCUAGUGUCUCUUAGCCGCCUCCCCCCCGCUGCUGCUUCCUCCUCACCGCUGCCUCCUUCAGACCCUUCAGACCCCCCCCCCCCCCCCCAGGACAUCUGACCGAGGACCAAAAAGCAGCUUCGCCUCCUUGUAGUCAGCACAGGAGUUUAACGCCCCCCCCCCCCCCAUAAGACCUGUGAUCGAUUCCAUAUUGUGAUUAUUAAUUAUUAUUAUAAUCAUCUGCACAGAACAAACCAGGCGUCGACUAAUUCUGUGUUUGUGUGAUUGAGAGAUUAAAUUCAUUUUUGGGGUUUUAUAAUAAAUAAAUAUAAAGUGACCUUUUCAAAUACAUUAUUUUUAUCUGUAUCUUCGUUUGCUUAAGUCACAUCAGCUUUUUGUUUCAAUAAAUAAACUAUGGAUUAUCA
Molecule: messenger RNA, 2211 nt
Organism: Pungitius pungitius (ninespine stickleback)
Lineage: Eukaryota; Metazoa; Chordata; Actinopteri; Perciformes; Gasterosteidae
Product: src substrate cortactin-like
Exons: 16
Coding region: 171-1757 (528 amino acids)
Biological process (GO): regulation of actin filament polymerization
Cellular component (GO): actin filament; site of polarized growth; plasma membrane
Molecular function (GO): actin filament binding
Source: RefSeq, a predicted model, not a curated record